Haliotis rubra (blacklip abalone) is the source of this 3879-nucleotide messenger RNA. RefSeq lists its product as uncharacterized. The transcript has a single exon. The record is from RefSeq and is a predicted model, not a curated record. NCBI's taxonomy places the organism in Eukaryota, Metazoa, Mollusca, Gastropoda, Lepetellida, Haliotidae. Bases 406 to 1623 code for a protein of 405 amino acids.
AUGGCGGCCUAGAAAGAUUUUCCUUCUGGUGUACGGUGUAAUGCUGACUAAUCAUACGGACGAGUCAUUUGCACACGUUUAGUCUAUCUCAACAUCUGGGAUUUUACAAUCGGGGUUCAACAUUUUCCAGUCUCGUUCAGCUUGCGAGCCUGUUGUGAAAUACCCGAUAAGGGUAUUCAAGGGACAAGCCAAUCAGCAAACGUCUGGGUAUUUAUUUGUGUGUUAGGACGUACAAUCGACCAUAGAUAUUGUGUCUCAGCACGUUUAGUACCCGGCGUGUUGGCAGGGUUGUGAGUGCUGUUUUAUUCCACACUGGAUGAAGGAUUUACAAGAAUAUUCCAGAUUACAUGAAGCAUCCGCAGUCCCCGGUGCCUAUAUACCUGUUGUUGAAGAAAUAUUGGUCAUAUGAAGAAUAACGGUAUAUCGGGAGAAACCCAGGACAGUGUAAUUAUGAGCAAUGGCAGAAAGGACACGCAGAACGGGUAUUUGAACGAGGAUUGGAACCACAACAUCACGUUACCGGUUCAGGUUCGACCGAGGCAUGUGGAAAAUGGACGAAAAAGAAAACUGGUUCUUCAUUUUGAUGUGCGGAACACCGUUCUUGUCGCGGAUUCCGUGACCAAGGCUCACAUGGAGCAAGCUCUCAACAGCUUCCUGUCCGGAGUUGUAUGGGGCAAUGAGCAAGAGGACGGCACCUGGAAGUGGCAGUGCGAUGAGCCCUCACUGGUACCACCGCAAGAUGGCGUGAUUACGUUUUAUCGGCAUCUUGAGAAACUAACGGUUAAAUGUCCGAGCGACCGUGAACGGCUGAGAUUCCUUACUGGAGACUUCACGGACACUGAUACCGGAUUAAAAUUCUUGCCGCAUUUCAAGAAACACUUGGAAUUGCUGAAAUGGAAUUACUCAAACGACGAAUUUUGUGAACGACGUCUGACCAUGAAAGGAGUUGACGGUAAGCCCUACCAUUACAUACUGCCAUCUGUGUACAAGCUCAUACAUCAGUUGAAAGAAGACAGGAGAGAAUUUGCCAUUGUUUUAAGGACAUACGGUUUGGAUUGUAAAAAUGUUUUAUCAAGUUUAUCCUUUGGACUGAAGGGCAAUCACCCUGGUUUCCCUCAAGAUGCGCAUGUGCCCGUUAGCACGUUUCCCGGGCACAUCCGGCGCACGGAAUCAGGGGACAUCACUCUGGAGACUUGGCAAACAGGUGUCGGUGAUGUUGCAAACAAACUUCAGCAUGAAAGGGACAUUUACCGUCAUUUGUCCAACUCAGGUGGCAUUACAGGGUACAAAGAUGAUUUUCAAAUCUGGCAGAAUAACAAUUAUCAUCAUUCUGUAGCAAAACCUCUGUGGAUAGAUCCCAGUGACCAUCACGUCCACCAUAUCUUUUUCGACGACAACUUCCGGGCUUACGAAGAGGACAGUAUUGUUGAUGUCCGCAUGUUUGAUAUGGAUGAUAAGACAAAGGCUCGUAGUCUGACGAGGAAGGAACUGGAACGUUUUGAGGACGUGUGUUUAGUCCAAGCAAACCUCUUGGAAAGUAUAGAAAACGUGAACUAUUUCAUUGAGAAGGUGAACAAGUGCGAGAUGGGAUACUCGAAGUUUCUCAAGCUUGGUGCAUUGUGAUCACGCGGACAUCACACAUCCUCAAUCAACCACUGCAUUUCUCCGUUCUAUUAGGAUACAAACCCAGUUCGCCUCCAUAGCAACGUUUAAGAACGCUGAGAAUGUCUCGAUGCUAAUGUAUAAAUAUACAAAGAAUCUACUGAGUGAGUGGGUGUGUACGCCGAUUUUAGCAAUAUUCCAGCAAUAUCACGGCGGGGGACACCAGAAAUGGGCUUCACACAUUGUACCCGUGUGGGGAAUCGAACCCUGGUCUUCGGCGUGAGAAGCGGACGCUUUAACCACUAGGCUACCUCACCGCCCUUAAGAAUCUACUGUCACAAACGAGAGGAACCUACGUCAUUUUCUCGGCGGUGUCCCCCGCCAUGAUAUUGCUGGAAUAUUGCUAAAGGCGGCCUAAAACCAUGCUCAUUAACUGUCAUUUCCUACACGACGCUAUGAGGGCAAAUGGGCUUAGUGUAUGUUUGUAAUAGAAUGGCGAUAAAAUGCUCCAGACUGCCGAAGAUGAGGACGUUUAUGUGGCAUUGUUGGGAUUUUCAGAAUGAUAUUUCAUAACUCUUUACCAAGAACUUUCACAGGACUGGAUAAUAUGGGUCAUUAUGUGAUAAGCUAUAGCAGCUGUGGUGUACGAACACACAACGACCAUGUAGCUGCCGGUGUUCCUAAACCCGGUAAGACGUCAAGAUAAUAAUGACAUUUUCAAAAUUCGACUUCGUCGACAAGUGUGUCGAUUGUACCUGUUUAAUUAACCUUCUAACUAAUUCCAUAUAGUUUGCAUAUUACUUGAUAAGGUAUAUGUACCAGUAUAUAUCUAUAUACAAAACAUACAGCUCAACUUAGCAACUGCGGUGAGGUGUUAGGGCACUGCAGCGUUUCAAGUAGGCUUAGUGCAAUGCAAUGUGAUAUUUCCGUUCUGCAUGAUUUGGGGAUUUGUUUGGGGGUUUUUGGAAUUAUUUUUUCGAGAUUGUGAGGGGAUACGAACAACGUAAUUAUUUAAAUUAAAAAAUUAAAAGUUUUUAAUUUGUAGCCAACAAAAUGUUCCUCCAUAUGUUGUGUACGUGUAUGUUCCCAAGAUACGCAUACUGCUGAUGACAAUCGCUUGUGUGCAACUGGUACAAGCAUCAUUGUAAAUCACGAUAAUACUUUGUGAAAAUGUAUGUAUUUAGCUAAUCACUAAACAACAAUGACAUAUGUUACUUGAUGUCUAAGUGGCAAUAUGGCAUCCACUUAUAUACUAUUGAUGUAGUGAUGACGCCAGGGAGGGAUGAAUGAAUGAAUGAGAUUUUAGACAUGUCUGUUUGUAGAAAUAAGGUAUGGUUAUUCAACCACAUUUGUGUACGGUCUGAAAAGUGAACGUUUUGCAAGAAUUUCAGUAUGAUGCCACUGGAUCUACCUCUGAUUUUAAAAUCACCCAAAAAUUUAAAAUUAACUGCAACUGUGUCAGUAGUUUGAAACACAGAUAGUGCUCAGGGUUGUUUUCGAGAUUUACAAUUCUUCAAAUCCAGUAGGUCGCUGAUUUUUGUACUGUGCCCAAUAUGAGCGUUACAUAGAUGAGUGACAGUGAGUGAGUGAGUUAGGUUUUCACUUUGAACAGUAUUCCAGUUUAUAUCACGAUGUGUCUGCUAAAUGUGGGAGGAAAUCCCGAAGUAAUGCAGGUCACAGACAUUUACCGCGUAGGCUACAUCCACGAAAACAAGUAUGAUGCUGACAUACCUGGAACUAUAUUAAUGUCAGGAACAGACCUUUAUAGCUCAAAUUCUAAUGUUACUGCCAAACAGAAUGGCAUGGAACUAUAUAUAAAGAGGUGAAGUUCGGCAGUAUACAGUUGUACAUAUGUAAAGAAAUCCAGAAAAUACCUGAGGAUAAAGUUGAAACGCGUAUAAGGGAAAUGCGUAUUAUGACAUUAUUUUGUGAAUUUCUUUGCAUUUAUAUAAUAUAUCGUUAUGUUUUGAAAUUUUAUUUUGUCAUUUCAUCAUUAUCUUGUGUACAGCAUUAUAUACAAGUCCGUAUACAGGACGUCUAAACUCACACGGGAAUCCUCGUAAGUGAGUACUUAGGGUUGCCUUUGGAGCAUAAUAAUUCUGUCAUAUUGGGACACCAAUACCAUUUUACUUCAAUAACUGCUCGCUGAAAUAUUCAUUAUCAUAUGGGAUAAAUGGCUGUUUACAAAUGAAUUGACAUGCUGGGAUAUACCAUAUGUAUAUGCCUUUCAUAGCUCACACACGAUGAACCGCUCUAAAUACAACAUAUUGAAAUGGG